AUGUCAUACAAAGUCGAGGAGCUACUCGCUCUAAGAGACUCCGUCUCGGAAUCGGCAGUGUCCAUUGACAAGUUCGCCGACGAGGAUGUCAUCAAGGAGCACGUCUUGCGACCCUCUGCAUCUGCCACCUUGGCCGGCACUUCCUCAAAUAGGAGUCUUCGAUUGUCUGCGACACCUGCGAUUACACCCGUGGCAGCCAACAAGAAGCCUUCGCCGUCCCCCUCAAUCAAGCGAGGGAAGGUCGAGAGGCUACUGAAGGAACACGGCAGCCCCCCCGGCAUACGAGUCACUGCCGGCGGUCGCGUCGUCCCGAGCGAUCUUCCACCGUUGAGCAAUUCCCGCUUCCCCAACAACGGCUUCAAGCCCCCUCCCCUCCGAGGGGUCGCGUCUGGUAGCAGUAUGUCUGCGCAAGCACGACCAGACGUCAACAACGUCCCUCGUUUCGAGGUCGUUGGAAGCCAACCUGUGCUCUUCGUUGGCGACCGAGCCUUCGCUCUUCCGUCGCUCGAAGCGACCUCUUCCGCCUUGCCGUCACUUGUUUCCGGGGUUCCAGAUACGACUGCAAAACAAGCAACACAGCCUUCCGUCUUGCCCUCUCAAGGCGCAUUCUCUGGCGCAAGCGCAGCCGCACCGCCUGGCCCGGUACGCCCCAAUGCGCAGACACCUUUCGCUGGUCUCGAUCUUACUACUCUGAAGGCACAACAGACCCUCAAGAAGCAGGAGCUUAAGAACGUGGAGCAGACAGAAGUUCUACAAGCCAGUCAACAGACCGAGGCCUGGCGUGCCGGGAUGAUUGAGAAGAAGAGAAACCUCAUCAUCGAACUCGAUGCCCUGAGGAAGGCCAUCAGUGCUGUCGAAGCUACCGACAACAACGUCCCGCCAGCUCAAGUGAAUACGUUCACUGGUCCUGUCGGCGCACCGGCAGCUUCAGCGGCACAGUCCUCCUUCAUUCCCCAAUUCCAGCAGCCCAUGCCUUCACCCAUGUACGCAUUUCCGGGCACAGGCGCCUUCUCUCCUUUGAUGAUGUACCAGCCGCCGUUUGGUGCCUUCCCCAGCAUACAGGCGACAGAGUCCACUCCAUUCGUCCAGCAUCCCGUACCGGCUCCGCACUCACCGGGAUCAGCUAGUCGUCGCUCCCACGCGGUCGAGAUCAAACCGCCCCGAGACGAGAAUAAGAAGCAGCCUACCUCAAAGCUCGACCCCAAGAGUCCUACCUACGAGCCCGUCGCGAAAGUGACAACUGCCAAAGACGUUGCCCCUCCGACACCGUCUCCGGCGAAGCGCUCUUCAUGGCGUACCAACGAGACGUCUCAAUCAGACAGGCACGAGGACCGAACUAUUUCACAGAAGCCUAGCUUGUCUAGCAUAGAUACGACAGACUUCUUCCCCACUAAUACCCAUGAGCACUCCUCUACGCGCGUUGCACCGAAGGCUCAGGAGUCCAAGCAGACAGCGAAGGAGAACGCCGCUGUCCCAUCUACGCCCGAGAAGGACUGGCCUGCGAGCCCAUGGAAUGAGGGCAACUCGAGUCGCUCAAGCAAGAAGGCGGUUCCGAAACUUACCUCGUGGCCUGAGGCUUUCGGCAAACAGCCAUCUAUGUCCUCACUGAAGCAGGCUACAACCACCCAGCUGCCUUCAAAUGCACAGGAGCGUGCGCCGCCUGCGACUGCGGACCCUCUGGUUUCUGCCUUCUCCAGCAACUUGACGUCGCGGAAAUCGUCUAUGCGACGAACUGGCACAGAGGAAAAUUGGCCGCCGUUUGUGUCCAAGCCAACCACGUACGUGCCUUCCACAUACCAGGAAGGAUAUCAGGCCGGCUAUGAUCAUGUGGGGAUUCCUGAUAGCCCUGAAGUCCUGAGGGGUUACCUUGAGGGACUCUUGCAUUUCCUGGCGGAUGAGUGCAAGAAGGGUCGCGACAAUUCACUUCGAGGCCUUGUGGCUCGUUCAACUCCGCACGACUCUGCCGUCAGCAUGUCAUUCGGUCAAGUCGAUGCCUCAAUCGGAAACCAGGAGAAUGCUCGAUCCGCUAAAGUCAAUGCGCCGACUCCGGAUGCGCGCAGGGAUUCCGUGUACACUCAACUCGGAGGUGCCAAGGAUACGCCCAUCACAUACACCUAUUGCAACGAAGCUGCUCAGCAGCCACGCCUGCGAAACCCCUCGACUGCGACGUACCUGCCUCAGACGGACGCUUCGGAUAAGAUGAGUUCUGCAUACCGCCAGCUUGCCUUUUCAGCAGCUGAGAAUGAGCUUGCCAUGAAGAACCAAGAGAAAGGUAUUGUGUCCCGCGCCAACUCAGCACUACCUGGAGGCGCAUAUCCGCGGCAGUUCUCCGGAAAUCAGACCAGCAGUCGCUCAUACGGAACUCCUGUUUCCAUGCAGCGUUACAUUCCGCCGUCCAGGGAAUAUAGAGCCCAUGGGCCUGAUGCAAAUUUCCCACCCUCCCCACGGCCUAUGGCUAACCAGCGGCUGUCAGGGCUGGACGGCGCCAUGGACGAUUUGGCCGAUGUUGUCCUCGAUACGCAUCUUGAGGAGCGGCGUCCUACCACGGAGGGACAGCGUUCGACCGAGGCCACUGGGACAAUGGAGCCUGUCGAAGCUGAUGCGUCUUGUUUCAGGCCGUCCUCGAGCAAAGGCAAGCAGAAGCUCGCCUCCUCGCCUACGAAGGCUGCAGCGGGCGAGCAGGGCGAAGUAGCUGCAGCUUCGCCGGCCAAUACUCCGCGAUCGCCAAAGAAAUCCGGAGAAGUCUCGCCUGCGAAGGCCAAGCUCGAGCAGGUCACGAAUAAGUUCAGGCGUACGAAGAAGGACCCACGCAACAUGUCUCCGGAGGAGAAGCGACACCGUUCGGAGAAGUGGCACACCCGCUUCCGAUCGAUCAAGAGCAUCGAGCAGCAGAAUAUCUACGAGCAUAUCCGCGACAAUCCCCGCAAAUGA
Molecule: messenger RNA, 2931 nt
Organism: Trematosphaeria pertusa
Lineage: Eukaryota; Fungi; Ascomycota; Dothideomycetes; Pleosporales; Trematosphaeriaceae
Exons: 2
Coding region: 1-2931 (976 amino acids)
Source: RefSeq, a predicted model, not a curated record